AUGCAUAUUGGUCAUUUUUUAGGUGGUUGGUGGAAAAUUGUGGAAGAAGUAGAUUUGAAAGGAGGUGAACACGUAUCUUUUGAGUGUGGAAGUGGCAACAGCUGCUACCUCUCUGCAAUGGAUAACGGUAGAUUUACCAUUGGCCUACCUCACCCGGACGGUGAAGAGCCAAACCCAGAAGAGAUAUUCGCCGUUGUUAAAACACCGGAUGAUCCCAAAACAAGUUUCAAAACCGGUUACGGGAAAUACAUUGGUGUCGAUUCGAAUGGUGCUCUUGUUGCCACAGCAGAAGCUCAGAGCCCUUUGGAUCAUUUUCAGGGAAUAGAGAUGUGUAAACCCAUUCGAAAGCCUUCA
Messenger RNA from Ostertagia ostertagi, 354 nucleotides. NCBI's taxonomy places the organism in Eukaryota, Metazoa, Nematoda, Chromadorea, Rhabditida, Trichostrongylidae. The record is from the annotation of a GenBank genome assembly.